Molecule: messenger RNA, 4346 nt
Organism: Emys orbicularis (European pond turtle)
Lineage: Eukaryota; Metazoa; Chordata; Testudines; Emydidae
Gene: UBE2R2
Product: ubiquitin conjugating enzyme E2 R2
Exons: 5
Coding region: 19-735 (238 amino acids)
Biological process (GO): protein polyubiquitination; ubiquitin-dependent protein catabolic process
Molecular function (GO): ubiquitin conjugating enzyme activity
Source: RefSeq, a predicted model, not a curated record
CCCGCUCGGCGCCGCGCCAUGGCCCAGCAGCAGGUGAGCAGCUCGCAGAAGGCGCUAAUGCUGGAGCUGAAGUCGCUGCAGGAGGAGCCGGUGGAGGGCUUCCGCAUCACCCUGGUGGACGAGUCCGACCUCUACAACUGGGAGGUGGCGAUCUUCGGGCCCCCCAACACCCUCUACGAGGGCGGCUACUUCAAGGCUCACAUUAAAUUUCCUAUCGACUAUCCAUAUUCACCGCCUACCUUCAGAUUCCUGACCAAAAUGUGGCACCCCAACAUUUAUGAGAAUGGAGACGUAUGUAUUUCAAUUCUUCACCCACCAGUAGAUGACCCACAAAGUGGAGAACUGCCAUCCGAAAGGUGGAACCCCACCCAGAAUGUCAGGACUAUCCUACUGAGUGUAAUCUCCUUGCUUAAUGAGCCCAACACCUUCUCUCCGGCCAACGUGGAUGCAUCAGUCAUGUUCAGGAAAUGGAGGGACAGUAAAGGAAAAGACAAAGAGUAUGCUGAAAUCAUUAGGAAACAGGUUUUGGCUACCAAGGCUGAGGCGGAAAAGGAUGGCGUGAAGGUCCCCACUACGCUGGCAGAGUACUGCAUCAAAACUAAAGUGCCUUCCAAUGACAACAGUUCAGAUUUGCUUUAUGACGACUUGUACGAUGACGACAUUGAUGAUGAAGACGAGGAGGAGGAAGAUGCCGAGUGUUACGAUGAUGAUGAUUCUGGCAACGAAGAGUCGUGACCUGCUCCCUACAUGCCCCUGUACUGCCCUGCCGACUCAGGCCAAAAGGGAGCAGUGGUAACCUAGCAACAGUCCAGCAAAAAAUACACGGGGGAAAUCAACAACAAACUCUUGUCUCCUGCUGUACGGAUCUCUGUUUGCUCUUUUUUAUGGACCUCUUAGAGAGAGAGAGAGACCCUUCACAGAAUGUCUGAAUUCUUGCAUUCUUAACCCUUUCAUCACUGUAUUAUGAUUUCUUUUUUAAGAAAGAAACUCCCCCUCUCACUUCUCUACGAAACGUUCACAGUGAAACAGGUUUGGUCUGUGUUUAAAUACUUUAAUUAAACGCAGUCUUGCAUCGAGAUGUUUAAUGUAUUUAAAGCUGGAACGAACCCAUUGAAGUUGGGUCCUUGGGAGUUCACAAGUGCUGCAUUUACUGGGAAGAAAAAACAAACAAAACCACACAAAAAAGCAAAUUGCCAAGGUUUAGCUGCUCCAUUUACAAUAAUAGCGUGUGCACAUUCGUGUAGCUUUGUGGUGGUGGUGGUUUUUUUUCCUUUUUUCAAGGCUUGGGGCAGAGAGUGUAAGCUACUGUGUGUUGAGCUUGAUGGAAUGUUCUACUGAAAGGUACAGUAUUCUUUUUCAGCCUGUUUUAGUUAGGAAGUAGACAGCCCCUGGAGCCUUGUGCCCAGAGGGCAGAAUCAGCUGCCUUUUUACCAAGUGUAUGAUAUGAACCCUAAAAUAAACACUUAACACUUCACAUCUGUACAACUGAGCCCUGGGUUGCUAUUUAUUUUUCAGACUGGUUGGGGUUUAGAAAUCACUAUGCCGUUUGUUAGAAUGCUGCUGAGAUCUGCUGCUGGCUCCCCUUGUUGGGAGGGAAUCGUGAAACUUAAAUCCUCUCCUCCUUCAGAAUGCAAAGUUGGCCACCUUAAAAGUGGUGGCAGGUUCAGUCAGCCAGUAUUAGUCCUAGGAGCAUGUGUUCAGUGUCUAGAAUCUGCCGUUUUCAAUAAGCUACUACACCUCUGGAGAGUCUAGUCUGUGCGUUAGUCGUAGAUGCCAGUUGCUGUUCUCUGCACCCCAAAUGCCUACUAUUGACUUAGCAUCUACCUUUGUUUAUUUAAAUGGGUAAGACUAGUUGUGAGUUGGCAAAUGAUGGGGCCCACCAAGACUUGCUGCUGUAGAUUGUGGGCCUUGAGGCAGAAUCCAAAAUUCCCUUGCGCAACAAUGCACUCAAAAGAACUAGAAAUACCAGUCUGGCCUUCCCUAUGCUUAUCAGUGGACAGACUUUCUGAAUUGACCGUCAAACCAAGACUGUCCUCAUUACUGGAGAGGGAAAGGGGAUCCUGGUGACACAGCUUUGUUGUGGUCACAUAGCUCUCAAAUACUAAUGCCAGCUUGUUCAUGGCUGAGGAGGUGUGUCAAAAAGGUGCAUGGACCCAGAUGGCUGAAGGGAGCUCUGCAAACCAGGAUUAGAAAUAGCUGCUGCUAGGCUUUCAGCCUGUUAACUGGGUGGUGUGCAAAAUUCAGGCAGUUCAGCAACUCCAGAAUCUCUUGCAUGUGCUGGGGAGCUUUUGGCGGAAGAUCCGACCUACCAGCCUCAAACUUUUUGAGCAGAAUUUGAUUGCUUAACCUGGUUGACAUCACAAAUCCAUUAUAAAGCACUGUUGUGAUUUGGCUGCGGUGUGGCACCCUGAGUUGGCCUUUGGGACAACUUUUUGCCCACUGAUUAGGACAGCAUUUCAAGUAUACUGAGCCUCUCAUCGCUUCAAGAACCUACUCUAGUGGUGUGGAGUGACUCAUGGUGCUGUUCUGGCUUCAGUGGGAGGUUUGUCUGUGUGGGGGGAGUAAGGACUGUUGUCAGGCCCUUACAGGCUCCUUUAAUGACACUUUGGUUGCCCCCUUGUCCUCACGGUUUCCAGUGGCAUGUCACCACCUUUCACUAACCCUGCCUCCUCAAAGUUGAUUGGCUGGGGAAGCCUUCUAACUUGUUAAUAAAGUGAAAGCUGGGAGUGCUGGAUCUGUGAGCACAAGGGCUGUGACUUCCUGGUAUCAGAAUAGCGGAUGUGUCCCCUGAGCUGGGAGCUGAUUUUUUUUUUUUUUUUUAAAUAAAAAGAUCCUGAAGUAAGGUGCCAGCUGUUUGGAGUUGAAAGCAGUCCAGCCUCUUCUACAAGGAAAGAGCAGGAAAAUUAUGCCAGGGACUGGAAACGCAGGGUUCACUUCCAGCGGUUUUUAAAAUGUUGGUUAAAGCCUUUUUUGAUGAUAGAAACAAGAGGAAAACGUGGCUGUUCCUUUCUGAAGGCUCCACUGUGUGAUCCUAUCAAGACAUUCCAGGACAUGGUAUAUGAGACAUUAGCACCAGCUUGCUGGUGGGGAAACCCCCUCCCUGUGCCCCAUGGCAUGACCAGAAAAAGCACCCUGUUUUGCCUUAUUGAUUAAAGGCAGCCUCCUACAUAAACUUGCAUCCCUCCACCCAUGUCCUCACACCAGAUACAAGGACCUCAGUCUGCCUGCCUGCCUGGCAUUCCCUUGGGCGCUAGUCAGUACCUCUCCUUAAGCAGUCAGAUUGUUACUACUGAGUCACAUGAGGCUUUGCCCACCAUCCUCUCCAGGAAUGAGGGACCUUUUCCCCGCAGCAGUUUUGGAGUGAGCAAAUGCGGUUCCUGCAUGAGGCGUGUAGUGCAGUUACCACUAAUGCAAACAGUUUCAGCCAGAAACGUAUACUUCCAGAUUGAGCACCUGCAGUGUACUAGCUUCUUAAAAACCAAUAGGAAUGUAUACAGUGCAAUUAGAUUGCAAGAACCAAGCGCAUAUCCCUUGAACUCAUUCAUGGGAAUAGUUCUUAGGAGAAUAACUAUUCCCUCUGAGGCAGUCAGUGCUUUCUAGGGAAACCAACCUCACUUUUUUUUGGGGGGGGGGGGGUGAAGGGGAUGGGUGUGACUUAAGAUAGGGAAGCAAACAACCCAAUCGAUGCAACACCAUUUGUGCUGAUGACUUGGUUUGAAAUGAGGAUACUGCAUCUUUCAGGAUCUUUCCCUUGUACUUUGACCGUCUUCACUGUAUACUCUCCAGUGAUUUGUAUUCUCAAGCUUGGUGUUGUAAGAUGCGUUAUCAUGAUUCUUCUGUUGCCCUUUAUUUUAUUUUUAUUUUUUAAAAAACCUGUUCCAAGAGCUCCUACAUUAGCCAGAUUAACUUCUCUCCCCCUCCGUCCCCUGCAGUGUCAUUGCUUGUUGACUUGCUGGUUUCCUUUUCAAGAUACAAACAACCGAAGUAUGACUAUGAAACUAUUUAAGAGAUUAUGAGGAAAAAUGUUUACCUGACCUGUGUAUUCUUUUCUUACCCCCCCCCCCCCCCCCCCGUCUCCUGUCCCAACCAAUGUUGACGUUUACAUUUAUAAUUCAAGUGCAGUUUUCAACCAUUCUGAGACCAGCAGGGUGCACUAGAUUUUCUUAGUAGUUUUCUUAGCUGAAAAUCCUGGAUGUUUCCUUUAUUUUUUUUUUCCCCCUUCAAUAUAAUUUACCAGAAAGGAUUAACUGAUGCAUUUUGUGUUGUCUUCCCCUUCAAUAGUUUAUUUUGUCUUUUCUGCACAUCUGUCUACUAAUAAAAUGUGAAAUAAAAAUAUCCCUGUAUUG